Molecule: messenger RNA, 4235 nt
Organism: Cottoperca gobio
Lineage: Eukaryota; Metazoa; Chordata; Actinopteri; Perciformes; Bovichtidae
Gene: dachd
Product: dachshund d
Exons: 11
Coding region: 1127-2995 (622 amino acids)
Biological process (GO): regulation of transcription by RNA polymerase II
Cellular component (GO): nucleus; transcription regulator complex
Molecular function (GO): RNA polymerase II cis-regulatory region sequence-specific DNA binding; DNA-binding transcription factor activity, RNA polymerase II-specific
Source: RefSeq, a predicted model, not a curated record
AUAAAGGUUUAGGUGUGUCUCGUUAACAGUAUAGUGUCUCUUUAUCUACAGCCAAUUUGAGUUCAUGAACUACUCAACACGGUUGUUGCAUAAUACAAUAAUAGUUAUGAUGGGUAUUGAACCUGAAAUGGACAGUCAAUGGAUAACGCUUUCUGGUGGAGAUAAGUAAUUACAGUCAGACUUAAUUAGUAGCUGUACUUUUAUACAUAAUGCAGUACACACUGUAAUACACAUGGUGUUUUAGUUUGCAUACAGAAUGUCCAUCUUAAAACAGCCAUUGCUUCAUGUGCCUUCGUGUCGUGCACUUCAUAUGAUCAGCUAGAGCCACUUUGACUGUGCAAAUACAAUAAUCAUAAAGGAUUAAUUAUACGAGACAUAUUUUCCUCUCACAGAUAGUGUGCACCUUGAACAGUGACUCAUACUGGCAUGCCCAUUUAGAAAAUAUAAAAGUUAAAAAGCAUUGCAGUACAAAAGACACAUUUAGUUUUUGCUUUUUUAAAACGGUUGCAGGAUAUAAGCAAAUAAAACAUUAUCGACGCUUAGGGUGAUACACUGUCAAUACGAUGUGGUGCAGUGGGUUUGCAUACUGUUUAGAUAGCAGGUGUAACAUGUGUGGCUGUUAAUGUGUCGUUAGAACCUGAAAGAACUAGUAACUGAAAUGUCACAUAUAACUUAGGAGAAAAAAACAUGCAAAUGAAACGAUUACGAUCUGAUACAACCGGAUCUCUCCUAUGUGUUAUAAACAUUUAAACACUUUAACAGACCUGGAACAUUUGAGUGUAGCCCGAGCCCAGUGAUCUGCUGUUCAAAGGCUUGCACUGUCCCCUAGCUCCUCCCUCCCUGUACCGUGUGACAACAACAACUCAUCCACAGAGCGGAGCUGCACUUUUCAGCUCAUUUUCCUCCUGUCAUUCCUCCUCCUAUCUUUGAUCAUUGUCCCGCCGCUCAGCCCCCCCCCCCCAAAAAAAAGCCUCACUCAGAACGCCUUUUUUUCGGCAGCUCUUUUUACUUCCCAACUUAUCUGAGGGGCUAAACUCUCGUGGAUUCUUUCAUUUAGGGGUGUCUCGGCAGGGCUGGGUUUUAUACUUUGAACUUCGGCUACUCUCUUCCCCUCCUGUAGGUGACCAUGGCCGUACCGGCUGCUCUGAUCCCACCAACUCCUCUGGUCCAACUGCCGCAUAUUUCGACUCCCUCCGCGACGACGUCCCCGCCGUCGACAACUUCAUCACCAUCUCCAUCCCUAUCCCUGGCUCCCCCAUCCGGACCCGGACAGAACCUAUUCAGAUCAGAGCUCCUCGUCACCGGCAGCCCGGGCAUCCCCUCCGCGGGUCUACCCCCUGGCAAACCCGUAUACUCGACCCCGUCGCCUGUUGAAAACAUACCGCAAAACAAUGAGUGCAAGAUGGUCGAGUUGCGCGGUGCCAAAGUGGCGUCUUUCACCGUGGACGGCUGCGAGCUCAUCUGCCUUCCUCAGGCUUUCGACCUGUUCCUGAAGCACCUGGUCGGCGGACUGCACACGGUCUACACCAAGCUGAAGCGGCUGGAGAUCACGCCGGUGGUGUGCAAUGUGGAGCAGGUCCGCAUCCUCCGAGGGCUCGGCGCCAUCCAACCCGGGGUGAACCGCUGUAAACUCAUCUCCAGAAAAGACUUCGAGACUCUGUACAACGACUGCACCAAUGCGAGCUCCAGACCCGGACGGCCUCCGAAGAGGUCCCAGAGUAUGACAUCGUUGGAGAACCCCCACCUCAUGCCCCACUCAGUCCCCGGCCUCAUGUCCCCUGGCAUGAUCCCACCCACAGGUCUGACAGCAGCGGCGGCAGCAGCUGCCAACGCAGCCAUCGCAGAGGCCAUGAAGGUCAAGAAGAUCAAGCUGGAGGCGAUGAGCGGCUACCACGGCAACGCCAACCACCAUGGGGUCGACAUGGAGAAUGGAGACCUCAGCUCCAGCGUCGGCCUGGAACUCCCCUUCAUGAUGAUGCCACACCCCCUGAUCCCCGUCAGCCUGCCCCCAGCCUCUGUCACCAUGGCGAUGAGCCAGAUGAACCACCUCAGCACCAUCGCCAACAUGGCCGCCGCAGCACAGGGCCAGGGCCUGCCCUCCAGAAUGGUCACAUCUGUAAUAAAGGCGCUGCUGGGGUUCCAGGAACGGGUGCCGGACAGUCCCUCCCCUGCUCCUUCCUUAGAAGACCACAGGAGGCCCGGCAGUCACCCUUCGUCUCACCGCAGCAGCAGCGUGUCCAGCUCCCCGGCCCACACGGAAAGCUCCUCAGACAGGAUACGUACGUUUGUCACACAGCUAAAUGCGAUACACCACAAUGGCCUGUCCAUGAACCACGCCCUGUUAGGCCUGUCUCCCAACUUCCCGCCUGGGCCUAGAGAGGGAGACCUGGCCCACGACAUGAGCCAUGAAGCAAAGAGGAUGCACACCGACAAAGAGGACAACUCCAUGUGCACCCCAACAGCACGAGAUACCUACGAGAGGUUGUCAUUUGCCGGACAGGCUCUGCCUCCUGGCUUCCCAUCACCAUUUCUCUUCCCAGACGGCUUGUCGUCAAUAGAGACUCUCCUCACCAACAUACAGGGCCUGCUCAAAGUGGCUAUUGACAACGCGCGGGCUCAGGAGAAGCAGGUGCAGCUGGAGAAGACGGAGCUGAAGAUGGAGCUGUUCAGAGAGAGGGAGCUCAGGGAGACUCUGGAGAAGCAGCUCACCAUGGAGCAGAAGAACAGAGCGAUCGUUCAGAAGCGUCUGAAGAAGGAGAAGAAGGCCAAGAGGAAACUCCAAGAAGCUCUGGAGUACGAGUCCAAGAGGAGAGAGCAGGUGGAGCAGACUCUGAAGCAGCCCUCGCCCUCCGACAGCAUGCGUUCACUCAACGGUCAGAUGCUCCACAACUCUCUGACCCCUGAGAUGGAGAGUGACCGCAGCAGUGGAAGAACAGAUGCUGAAAGGACAAUACAAGAUGGAAGACUGUUCCUGAAAACCACAGUGAUGUACUGAUAAGGCCGCGAGGAGCUGGAGGACAGAAAAAAGAAAUUUCAGAAAGAAAAAAAAAGAGAAAGAAAAGAAAACCCAUGAAGAUUCUCAAGAGCCCUUAUCCAGGCUAAUUUAGUAGAGGAAAGAAGUCAAGCUGCUUCUAGAAGUUCAAUGGAAAUGCUGUGUUCACCCAAAUGCUGGAGGAGGUUGUGUCUGAAUGUAGAAUAAGAAGUCUUUUUCUCACAGAGGCCAACGUUAAGUAGUUUGAUAGAGCAGGUUUUGACGGCGGUCGGCCAACGUGAAGGAUAAACAUAUAUAUUGAGCACAGUAAAAAAAUGUACCCGUGGUACACUGUUGGUAAUAAGUCGUAAAUUCACAGCACUGAAGAUUUUUUAUACUGUUAUCUCAGCCGGCGAGGGGAAGCUUUCGAAAAAGAAAUUCGACUGAAGUUUUGUUUUUGUAUUUCAAAUUGAAUUUUUUGAGAAGCUCAAAACGGCGACGACGACGGCGACGGAGAUGGAGAAAGAAAAAAAAAAAAAAAAAUGUGAAUGGAUCCAUGUGUUCAUCAAAAGAGACGACUGAUGUUUGAUUUUCAUGUUUUCUAAAUUAGAUGACAAUACAAUCAAGUUUCCUUUUUACCCAUUGUUGUACAUACAAGAUGUGACGAUAGCUGAUAGGAGAACUCCGAGUGGAUUGAUAAGGUGUGUGUAUAUAACGUUAAGAGGUAUUGUGUAUGCGGUAGAGCUCGUAGGCAAACAAUACCACCAUUUAUAUAAACCUACAGUUUUGUUUUGUUCUAUUUCUGAGCCAUCAUUCUUUCCUAUAGCUGCCAUUUUGGUGAGAAAGCAUGCAGGCAUGUAAAUGUUUGUCCUGGAAUUAUGAUAUUUAAUAAAUCCUAUAUUGUGCUGAACAAAUACUAGGGUUGACUCACUUCAAGCCCGGGGCGAUUUUGAAAACAUAAUUAUCAAACAUUUCACUUUCAAAAAUGAAGACUUUUGCUGUCGAUAAUACUGUAAUCUUUGUAACAGAGGUAAUAUUUCUUGGAAUUUAACUGUACAUUUUUUUUGUCAUGAGACACACAAAUCAACGCCUCUCUAUGCUUUUAAAAAAAAAAAAAAAUAUCCAGACUAAUUAUGAUCACUUGUCAUGACACAACUUUUCGCUGAAAUCCCUGUUGAACGCACACAAACACACUUUUCUUCUCCUUUUUUUGUUUUGUUUUUUCGAGUGUUUCUUGAUAUCCUGAUGAGAAAAGAAAAAAAAA